CAUCGGGGCUCGCAACGGCCCGGCCCCGCUCCUCCUCCUCCUCAUGUGCGCCGGAGCCCGGGUCUAUGGAAGUGAUGGAAGGACCCCUGAACCUGGCGCACCAACAGAGCAGAAAAGCAGACCGGUACUUAGCAGCAGGGAAAUUUGAAGAGGCUAUUUCUUGUCACAAAAAGGCAGCCGCAUAUCUGUCAGAGGCCAUGAAGCUGACACAGUCCGAGCAGGCUCAGCUGUCCCUGGAAUUACAGCGGGACAGCCACCUGAAGCAGCUGAUGCUGAUCGAGGAGCGGUGGAAGAGGGCAAAGCGUGAGGAAAGGCUCAGAGUGCAGCACACCACCGACAGGGAGGCGGCUGGCCCUCUACAGGCAUCUCCCAAAGCCCCUGCCGACGAUGCCGAGGGUCCCGCUGGCCUCGGGGCUUCCAGGCGCAGCCCCUCCAUGGAGCGGCGCCUACCGGAAAUUCAGGGAGUCUUCGACCGGGACCCAGACACGCUCUUGUUUCUGCUUCAGAAAAGGAAAGAACCGACCAAAACGUGUAUUGGAAGCAGAGCCCCGAAGGAUGACAAAACCAUCAUAGAAGAACAGGCCACCCAAAUCGAAGACCUUAAACGGCACGUAGAGUUUCUAAUGGCUGAGAAUGACAGGCUAAGGAGAGAAAACAGGCAGCUGAAAGCGGACAAGGCCAGACUCCAAAAGGCUCCCCAUGACAAGGAGCUUGAGGGAGAUGCUGAUUUUGUGGAGAAGUCCGAGUUGUGGGGCCUCCAGCCUCAGUCCGAAAUGGCCACAGAGUCCUCAACGUGGCAGAAAUUCGCUGCCGCAAACACGGGGAAGGCCAAGGACAUUCCAAUUCCCAAUCUUCCUCCCUUGGACUUUCCAUCUCCGGAACUUCCUCUCCUGGAGCUGUCCGAGGAUAUCCUGAAAGGACUGAUGAACAGUUAGGAGCCAUAAGUCAGUGAACAUGGCAGAAAGGGCGAAAAAAAAACCCGGGGGAGAACUCCGACCCCAGAUCUACUGGAGCGGAGGCGUGGCUGGGGUUUGGGAAACUGUGACUACGAAGGACCCAGCUGGAGCCCAGGACACCAGAGCUGUCCCAGCCCGAGCCCUCCAGAUUCUCCGGACUGCAAACCAAAUGACUACCUGGAAACACUCUGCAAGCAACCAUUUUCCUUCUCUUAACUUCAGGGUUUUAAAGGCUGUUAUAAAUAAUUAAUCUUUCAUGCCAUAAAGGAUAAUGCAGCCCUAACGAAGAUCUGCCUGCUGGAAGAAAGAUGCUUCCAAGUGGUGCAGCACCGGGGGCGGGGAGGGGUGUGUGCACGGUUCGCCAGUUCAGAUGUGGCCCCACAGCAUUCGAGGGGCACCUAUACGUGCCACACUUUGCACUACUCUUAACAUAAUGUUAACCUCAAGACCGUCAGAAAUAUUUGUUUUCACUUUUUGAAGGAACCAAAUUAUUAGUUUUGCUAUUUUAAAAAAAAAUCCGUUUACAUAAUUAAUCAGGGUGCAUUGUAAUUUUUGACUUGUUUGCUGUAUGAGAAGUUAUGCAUCAUUUAAAAAAAAAAACUACCCACGGAGCUUUCUGCUCAUUCUCAAUGGUGUGUGAGUGGAAGUAAUGCUAGUUGACAGUAUUGAGGGUAAGAGAUCAAUAAAAUAAUUGUGUUUUA
Molecule: messenger RNA, 1657 nt
Organism: Tachyglossus aculeatus (Australian echidna)
Lineage: Eukaryota; Metazoa; Chordata; Mammalia; Monotremata; Tachyglossidae
Gene: NRBF2
Product: nuclear receptor binding factor 2
Exons: 4
Coding region: 66-935 (289 amino acids)
Biological process (GO): autophagy
Source: RefSeq, a predicted model, not a curated record